UGCGCAGGGAGCUGCUUGUCACCCGCCCGUCAACAAACGGAGGAUGCCGAGGUCAGCCCCGGCUCCCGACACAUUUCCUCCGGCAGGCCCAGGGGAGGGCCGUGGGCGCGGGGACGGCGCUGGUCUGGGACAGGGCGGACGCCUGGGACCAUCCCGAGCCGGGGCCGAGCGCUGCCACAGCCGCCGGGGCAGCCCGCGCCCCUCGGCCUCCCGCGCCGCUGGGAUGAGCCGGGCCGGUCCCUGGUGCCUGCUCAUGGCCACGGCCUGUGCUCUGGGCCGGUCCCCGCCACCGCGGGCCGCCGUGCGCUGCGAGGCCGCCGGCUCCUGCUUCAGCGCCCACCUCGCCAACGGCUCCUACAUCGACGCCCGCAGCGACUGCGGCCGCCGGCGAGGCGACCUGGCGUGGGUCAGCGGCGAGCCGGAGCUUCGGCUGCUGCUGGGGCUGCUGGCGGAGGCGGUGGCGGGGACCGCGCCCUCGCUCUUCUGGGUCGGGCUGAAGAGGAACGCCUCCACCUGCACCGACACGGGGCAGCCGCUCCGCGGCUUCUCCUGGGAGGGCUUCGGCGGCGGGGCGGCCCCGCGGGAGGUGCCGGCGGCGCUCGGCCGGUGGGCGAAGGAGCCCGUGCGUUCCUGCCUCACCGCCCGUUGCGCCGGGCUGCACCUGGCGGCAACGGCUCCCGGAGGCGGCCCCAGCUGGGGCUGGAAGGAGCGGCCGUGCCAGCGGGAGAGCCAGGGAUACGUCUGCAAGUACCAGUACGAGGGCGCCUGCUCCGACCUCAACCCCGCGGGCGCCCUCGACCUCGACUACCGCCUGCCCUUCGAGGAGCGCAGCACCGGCCCCGGCUUCAGCCCGCCGGGCACCGUGCUCACCGUGGUGUGCCCCGGCGGGGUGGUGCGGCUCACCUGCCAGCCCGAGCGGGGCGGCUUCGCCUGGAAGGGCGCGGAGGAGCCCCACUGCCCCUGCGUCUACCCGAGCCCCGGCAGCGGGAGGUGCACCGAGGCCGCCGGGUGCCGCGAUGCCACCGGGAGUUUCGCCUGUGCCUGCGCCUCGGACGGGCGCAACGGGCCGCCCUGCGCGGCCACGGGGGCGGCACCCACCGCCGCGGGCGGCUCCGGGGAGGCGCCGGGUGGCGGAGCAGGGGAGCGACACCCCUCCGCCCAGGCACCCGGCGGCUCCGCGGGAUCGCCCGCGGCCGCCGGCGCCGUCGACGGGGACAAGACGGCCGCUCCGCCGACCUCCUCCUCCUCGUCCUCCUCCUCCAACUAUGUUUUCAUCCUGGUGACGGUCGCGGUGGUGGUGCUGGUCAUCCUGGUCAUGACUGUCUUGGGGGUCUUCAAGCUGUGUUUCAGCAAAUCCGAGGGCGGCGGGGACAAGGAACCGCCGGACUCCCGCAGCAAGGCGGAGUCCGGCUCCGCGGAGCUGUGCGGAGCAGCGGGCGGCGAGUAGCCCCAGGACAGCGGGGGCUCCGUCCCUCGGGGCUGCCCCGAGUGGCAGCUCCCGCCGCGGGACAGAGCUCGGUUCCCCCUGUCUCUCUUGCCUCCAGCCCGGCUGCCGCGGGAGAGCUGGGGCAGAGGCGCCAUGGGACGCGGCUGUGCAGGAUUUGCGGCGUUAUCACACAUGGGGGCAUGUAACGUCCCCCUUUCAGGGGUUUGAAGCCUUUGGACAGUCACAAAAUUUUGUCGGUCUGAAAAAAAAACAGUUAUUUAGGUGCUGACAUAAGUAAAAUAUAAAUAUAGUGGCCUGGCUGACAGAACGAUUGCUUAUCUGCAGCUGCAAGAGUUGUGGAGUUUUUAUCUUCUCAGAAACUGUUCUUCUGGUGCCUUACUGGAGCAAGUGUAAAGGGACCACUUUUAGUGCUCACGUUUUGGAAUUUAGAAGUCACUUCUUGUCUGAGUGGUACUUCGAGGUUUUUGUUUUCUUUCUAAUUGCUGGAACGUUUGGAGAGGUGAACAGCCAUAAUUUCAGAGGAAACUGUGACCCACACUCGUUCAGACUGACAUUCUUAUCAAUGACGAGCAUUUCUAUGCUUAGAAGGUCAUUAAAUUGCUGAGGAAAUGGGAGGUUAAUGGGCAGUGAGUUCUAUUUCAGCUGAUGAAAAGAAUAAAGGAUGAUUUAAAACCUAAA
Molecule: messenger RNA, 2125 nt
Organism: Columba livia (rock pigeon)
Lineage: Eukaryota; Metazoa; Chordata; Aves; Columbiformes; Columbidae
Gene: CLEC14A
Product: C-type lectin domain containing 14A
Exons: 1
Coding region: 44-1447 (467 amino acids)
Biological process (GO): cell migration
Cellular component (GO): external side of plasma membrane; extracellular matrix
Molecular function (GO): extracellular matrix protein binding; extracellular matrix binding
Source: RefSeq, a predicted model, not a curated record